Aureobasidium melanogenum CBS 110374 is the source of this 1800-nucleotide messenger RNA. RefSeq names its product putative GPI transamidase component Gpi16. NCBI's taxonomy places the organism in Eukaryota, Fungi, Ascomycota, Dothideomycetes, Dothideales, Saccotheciaceae. The record is from RefSeq and is a predicted model, not a curated record. The coding region runs from base 1 to 1800 and encodes 599 amino acids. The transcript has a single exon. Gene Ontology annotation, biological process: attachment of GPI anchor to protein. Gene Ontology annotation, cellular component: GPI-anchor transamidase complex.
AUGCUCGUGAUAGUCUUUGCCCUGUCGCUGCUGUGCCUGUUUGCACCAUGGGCUGAAGGGCAAUACACCGAGCUGCUCGACCUGCAUCCGCUGCCUCAAUCUCAACUUCUGGCCGCCUUCAACUUCAAGGCCAACACCACAAAGUCCGACUUCGAUGCCCAGAACUACCGCUUGUUCCCGCGCUCCCUCGGCCAGAUCCUGCAACAUACACAUGCCCGAGAGCUCCAUCUUCGCUUCAGUCUUGGUCGCUGGGAUUCAGAGAACUGGGGAGAACGACCCCGCCAUGGUCGCCGUGAAGGAGGCACUGGUGUCGAGCUGUGGGCUUGGGUCGACGCAGACUCGCAUGAACAAGCCAAUGCUCGCUGGUUGACUCUGAGCAAUGCUCUGUCCGGUCUAUUCUGUGCUUCUAUGAACUUCAUUGACUCGACCAAGACCAUUCGUCCUGCCAUGACCUUUGAUCUGGAAGGCUCUCAUAAGAACACAUCUGGCUUACACCUGCUGCACGGCGCUCUGCCUCACGAAGUUGUCUGUACCGAAAACUUGACUCCCUUCUUGAAGCUUCUCCCGUGCAAGGGCAAGGCUGGCAUCGCGACCCUCCUUGAUGGACACAAGCUUUUUGAUGCCUCCUGGCAGACAAUGGCCAUUGAUGUGCGCCCCAUCUGUCCUACUGAUGGAAGCGAAUGCCUGCUGGAGAUUGAACAGACGGUAGACAUGGUUCUUGACUUAGACCGAUCCAUGCGAUCUCAGCAAGAUCCCAUCCCCAGGCCUCCACCACUCGAGGAAAUCGCUUGUGACACAGAAAAGUGGUACCACAAUCACGAUACUUGUUACCCACGCGAACGUUCUACAGAGCGUGACUGGACCCUGAGUAGGGUAUUCGGUCGUCCCAUUCGUGGUUCUUGCCAUGUCAACCAAGGUCCCUCUCCUGAAUCAGUCAUCCUGCAUGCUGCUCCUGGUCAAGAUAUUCAGAUUACCGCCGAGGAGGCCCACACUGAGAACAAAUCUGAGGAUGGCGUUGUAAGCUAUGUUCUUCCGCAGUCUGGUGAUUUUGAUAUUGCCAUGGGCGAGCAACCUCUGAUCUCGCCUUUGACCCUGGAACAACCACGCCUCCGUGCUGAACGAACCAUGGUCGGUUACGGCCAGGAGCGCGGCGGCAUGCGGGUUAUCCUUACCAAUCCAUCUAGUACUGAUGCUGUAGACCUUGUCUAUCUCGAGUCUUUACCAUGGUUCAUGAAACCAUAUCUGCACACCCUGCACGCCUCUAUCAACUCUGUUCCAUCACCAUCAUCUAUCCAGCAGAUCUUCUACAGGCCCGCCAUUGAUCGUGCCAGAGGUACUCAUCUUGAGCUACGCCUCCACGUUCCUGCCGGUGCCUCCUUGGUCCUAACAUACGACUUUGAAAAAGCCAUUCUGCGAUACACCGAAUAUCCUCCUGAUGCGAACCGUGGCUUUGAUGUUGCGCCUUCAAUAGUCAAGCUGCUAACCAAUUCAACCAACGGGCAACACAACCCGCCCGUAUAUUUGCGCACCACUUCCAUGCUGCUGCCCCUUCCAACUCCUGACUUCAGUAUGCCAUACAACGUAAUCAUCUUGACUAGCACUGUCAUGGCCAUGGCAUUUGGCAGCAUCUUCAACCUGGUCGUCCGCCGGUUUGUUGCCGCAGAUGAGGUCGAGCCUGCAGGAAUCGUUGCCAUUAAAGCAAAGGUCCAGGCCGUCGUCGCCAGCUUGAAGCAGAAAAUUCAGAAGGGCAGGGAGGUCAAGGCUGCUGAUCAAAACGGUGAAACCAAAAAAGCACGGUAG